UGUGGCGCUCAUCUCGCUUUACUGGCCGAGGGAGCCGGCGUACAGCUUCUGGGUCAUGUGGCCAGCAUGACUGAGCCGCUUCUGGCGAACCAGAGCAGCGCACGGAAACGCCGUUUACCUUCCCGCUGGAGUGGUACCUAUUUAUCUACUUGCACUUUGACGUGCUUUCGAACUGCUAGGUGGGCAGGAGCAGGGACCGAGCAACGGGAGCUCACCCCGUUGCAGGGAUUCGAAAUGCCGACCUUCUGAUCGGCAAGUCCUAGGCUCUAUGGUUUGACCCACAGCGCCACCCGCGUCCCCUGCUCCAGUGCCCUAAGGGUAAAGGGGCCCCUGACCAUUAGGUCCAGUCGUGGCCAACUCUGGGAUUGUGGCGUUCAUCUCGCUUUAUUGGCCGAGGGAGCCGGCGUACAGCUUCCAGGUCAUGUGGCCAGCAUGACUAAGCUGCUUCCGGCGAACCAGAGCAGCGCAUGGAAACGCCGUUUACCUUCCCGCCAGAGGGGUACCUAUUUAUCUACUUGCACUUUGACGUGCUUUCGAACUGCUAGGUUGCCCAGCAAAAACAGCAACAUCUUCCAUGGCAGGGGAAGGGAGAGGCUUGGCGCCUAGCUGGUAGAGGGGGUUACAGGUUUCGGGGGCGGCCAGUGGCAACGAGAUCACUUGCCUGAUCAACGCCACUUAUGCCAGAGUUCUGGAAUCGAACGCUUAUCUCUAGACUGUCAUUCCGGACACGCAAAUAAAUCCUCCUCUGUUCUUAUUAAGCUGCUGUUUUGAUGGCAUUACGGAGCAGCCGAGAAUUGCAAGAUCCUGAUUUGAGUGCAAAAUCCUGAUUGAUUUAUUUUUGAUGGAAAGAGAGAGAUCUACAGUGCUUGCUACUCUCCGGUAUUGCAUCUGGACUAGAUGAGCUGUGCAGGGAAUAGCACAGUUUACACGCAAAUCGGUCUCUUAAGCUUAAGGCAAGAAAUAGUAUUCUCUAUGAAGUUGAAUAUCAAUAUACGUAUCAAGGCUUUGAGAUUAGACCACUGAAUUAGCCCAGAAAACUAGCUUGGGAGUGGGCUACCUGCAGGCCCCAGUAAAAGGGCCCAUCAGGGGCGAACAGUGGCCUCUUGAUUAAUUGGACUGCCAGGGAGAAACUGGUGCAAAACGCUGGCACCCUGUCUCUACAACUUCAUCAACAUCCAUCUACAACUCCACUAGCAUCUCUCGGUAUUGCGAACAACACCGAACUUAACCUUUUCUUGGUAUCUUCAUGAACUUACCUAAAAAGAUAAAGAAAACAAAAGACUGAUUCGAGCACUUGGAAAAAUCCAUUGAAAUCAGACAUUGUAAGUUCCUCUUAGGUUGGGUAGUUCGCAAGUCUCUGUGGCUUUGCGUAAGUUUCUGUAUUUUUCUCAGAAGAUUGAUAAAGAAUGCAUAAUCGUUUUGGUAAUUAUUGUGUGUCUAUUAGUCGCCAACGUGUUGCAUGAGUCGUAAUAUUUCUUUCACGGCCGCAAACUGCAAGGAAUAUGAGGCUAGUCCAGGUGUUUAAGUGCUGAAAUCAACUCGCUUUGAAUUUUCAGGUAUCGACAGGAACAUUAUUGGGCAAAUAUGACCCCGCAGUGACCGAGGAUCGAAGAACUUCCCUUAUAUUCCCAGAAAAAUAUCUUUAAACGAACCAUAAGAUCUCGUUCCACAAUGUUGAAGAGUUCUGAUGAUGCCUCCCUCUUUCUUUGCGCCCGCCACCUGCCCGCCUGAUAAGACUUGGCUCCAGAAUGAACAUAGUGUCCGUGUUUAAUGCCUUGCUAGUGUGUGUCCUUGCAGCUGUGCUGUGGAACUAUGUCAAGCUGCAAGACCACGUCUCCGUCUUGGAAGAGGAGUUGCUCCUCACUCGCCAGACACAGGAGCUCUCUCAGGUCCGCAUUGACUACCAAGCUGCUCUUCAAGACCUGCUGCAAGAUGGCACCAGGAUGGUGUGCGCCGGCAAGAUCCACACGGAUCGGAUCUGCCGCUUUGAAUCCCUCUGCUAUUCCACGGAGGCUGAGGAAUUCAUCUUCUUCCACAGCAACUCCUCCAUCAUGCUCCCCAACUUGGGCCCCAGGAGAUUCCAGCCUGCCCUACUUGAUCUUUCUUCAGUGGAAGACCACAACACACAGUACUUCAACUUCGUGGAACUGCCAGCCGCGGCCCUUAAAUUUAUGCCAAAGCCAGUGUUUGUCCCCGACGUGGCCCUGAUCCUCAACCGAUUCAACCCGGACAACCUGAUGCAUGUUUUUCACGAUGAUCUCCUCCCGAUCUUCUACACCAUGCAGCAGUUUCCAGAUUUGGACCAGGAGGCCAGGUUGUUUUUCAUGGAAGGCUUUAGCGAAGGCCCGCAUGUUGAGCUUUACAAACUGCUGAGCAGCAAGCAGCCGCUGUUAAGAGAGCAGCUUAAGACUCUGGGCCGUCUCCUCUGCUUCACCAAGUCGUACGUGGGACUGUCCAAAAUCACCACGUGGUACCAGUACGGGUUUGUCCAGCCGCAGGGGCCGAAAGCCAACAUCCUGGUCUCCGGAAACGAGAUCCGCCAGUUCACCAAAUUCAUGACCGAGAAGUUGAACGUGAGCUUGGAAGGGACACCCAGCGAAGAAUAUAUUGUGGUAUUCAGCCGAACCAUAAACAGGUUAAUCCUCAAUGAGGCGGAACUCAUUCUGGCGCUCGCCCAGGAAUUUCAGAUGAAAACCAUUACCGUUUCCAUCGAAGACCACGCAUUCUCGGAUAUCGUGCGCCUGAUCAGCAACGCCUCCAUGUUAGUCAGUAUGCACGGAGCGCAGCUCACAAUGUCCCUCUUCCUUCCCAGGGGAGCCACUGUGGUGGAGCUUUUCCCGUAUGCCAUAAACCCUGAGCAUUACACACCUUACAAAACGUUGUGUGCCCUUCCUGGCAUGGACCUCCAGUACGUCGCCUGGCAGAACACUGAGAAGGAGAACACGGUUGCUUACCCAGACAGGCCCUGGGAUCAAGGAGGGAUCGCCCACUUAGACAAGGCGGAGCAGGACCGUAUCUUGCAGAGCAGCGAGGUUCCCCGGCACCUCUGUUGCCGGAACCCGGAGUGGCUUUUCCGCAUCUACCAGGACACGGAAGUCAACAUUGCUUCCCUGAUCCAGGUGGUCAGGCAGACUGUGAAGAUGAAACCUGGGCCUAAGAGGCAGGCGUGGACCAGCGGUCUCUACCCGGGCAAAGUCAGAGGUGCCAAGUGCCAGACCUCCGUCCAGGGUGCCAGCGAAGCCAAACUCUCUGUGUCCUGGCAAAUCCCUUGGAACCUGAAGUACCUGAAGGUCAGGGAAGUGAAAUACGAAGUGUGGAUACAGGAGCAAGGGGAAAACACGUACGUGCCUUACACCUUGCCCCAUCAGAACCACACCUUUUCGGACAACAUCAAGCCCUUCACAAACUACCUAGUGUGGAUCCGCUGCAUUUUCAACAAGAAUCUCCUCGGGCCCUUUGCAGACGUGCUGUUGUGCAGUACGUAAUCGCCAUCCAGUUGCUUUUGAGGGGGGGAGUUGAUUCCAGCAAGGGGCUUUGAAAUAAGGCAGAGUGGUCCCCAUUGUCCUGUAGUUUUUCAAGAAGCAGGCCAGGACUUAUAGACCACGCUAGUGCCUCUGUGUCCAUUUUAUUGCGUCCAUUAUCGUGCCCGUCUCUGUGGCAUUAUUUCCUGUCGGUGUUUGAGUUCUCUUGGUCCUUGAAAAACACCUACACAAACUAAACUGGAAUGGAAGGUAGAUGUUGUACCUUGACACAAUAACCAGAACAUCUCUCUCUCUUUUGUGUAGUGAAUAUUUUAAGCCCAGAUUUAUGAUGUAAUUUAAGUGUCCCUCUGAAUGGGCAAUCUCUUUUGCGUUCUCCACUGUUCAGAUUUAUGUUUUAUGCUCCCCUCCCCAAAUAUCUGUCUCCCAGAGCAACAUAUCUGGUACCAGUCCGUCAUUAAAUUGUUGAAAACCUGUCUAUAAA
This is a messenger RNA of Podarcis raffonei (Aeolian wall lizard), 3963 nucleotides long. Its product is annotated as protein O-linked-mannose beta-1,4-N-acetylglucosaminyltransferase 2-like. Gene Ontology annotation, cellular component: endoplasmic reticulum. The record is from RefSeq and is a predicted model, not a curated record. Lineage: Eukaryota; Metazoa; Chordata; Lepidosauria; Squamata; Lacertidae. The transcript has 4 exons. Gene Ontology annotation, molecular function: protein binding; protein O-acetylglucosaminyltransferase activity. The coding region runs from base 1749 to 3485 and encodes 578 amino acids. Gene Ontology annotation, biological process: protein O-linked glycosylation via mannose.